AUGCUACAUCUGAAAGGGAUGCGGUUUAUGCUUGACUGAGCUCUCCAGCAUCAGGGGUGCUCAGCCAAUCAGACGGCACUCCCGGUGUCUCCCUGGCUCUUAAUUGGCUGACACUUCCAGCAAGAGUAGCUGAUCUACGCGUGGAGCCUGGGUUUAUCAGCCAGUAGGCAGAAGCAGGGCACACAGUGAGAAAAGAAAGAGCAAUAACGGGGUGACUGUUGCCAGAGAUAAGUGCUACUGAAUCAAUCAAGAUGAAUCACAGCUCCAACGAGAAAGAACCUGAGACCAUAGAGCCACUGCGUUAUCUCAGUAAAGCAGAGGUGGCGACUGUUGAGACUGAGCUCCUGAGGGACUAUCGCUUUGGGCAGCAGCAGCUGAUUGAAAUAUGGGGCCAUGCGUGCGCUAUUGCCGUCACCAAGGCUUUUCCUUUGAGCUCUUUGAGUAAAAAGCAGCCCACCCUGCUGGUUGUUUGUGGUCCUGAGCAGAACGGCUCUAUCGGUCUGGUGUGUGCCCGCCAUCUGCGUAUAUUUGAAUAUGAGCCCACCAUUUUCUAUCCCAAGCGUUCUCCUCAGAGUUUGCAUCAGGACUUCACCGUUCAGUGCGAGAAAAUGGACAUCCCUUUCCUGUCCUAUCUUCCGACGGAGGUCCAGCUGUUAAAUGAUGCCUAUAAUCUGGUGAUCGAUGCCAUCCUGGGACCAGAAACUGACCCUAAAGAGGUGAAGGAGCCCUAUGCUGGGAUGCUGGUGACUCUCAAACAGGUCAAAAUACCCAUCGUUAGUGUGGACGUGCCCUCAGGUUGGGAUGUUGAUGAACCCGCCAAAGAUGGGAUAAAUCCAGAAGUUCUCAUUUCUCUGACAGCUCCCAAAAAGUGCGCAACAGGAUUCUCAGGAAAACAUUUUCUGGCGGGACGAUUCCUGCCCUAUGACAUUCAGAAAAAAUACGAACUUAAUCUGCCAGAAUUCUCUGGCACGGAAUGUGUUAUAGAACUGUAGCCGUUUAUACAAACCUGUAUUUUGAAUAACAAGGAUGUUUUUCCCCUUUUGUAUUUUAUAGAUUGUUCUGUGGCAUUCAGUUACUGACAAAUAUGACUAGAUUGGGUAGUUAAGGUGAGUUUUUGCUGCUAAGAAGUGGGUUUAGAAUUAUCUAUUUAAUUUUGCAAAUGUUCGACUUGACCUGUUGAUUCUUCAAAAUCGCCAAUACAAUUUUGCUCAAUAUACGUAAAUCUUUUAAAUGUUGGAUAUAUUGAAAGUGCAUUACCCUGAUAGUGCCUCCAGUCCAAUGUGCACGACACCUACAAAUCCAAUGCAUUUCUGCUGGAAUUUUACUCCAAUACAAGUUUAUUCACCUGUACUUUUUGGGUAAAGUUGUAUAGUAUAUAUCUGAGGCUGACAAACAUGUGUAAAUCCUUUUUUUUUUUUGAUUAUACAUUCCUCAAUGUACAUGUGUUUUCUUAGUUCAUAUAGGUUGAAUGAAUAAAUUAUCUAUGUAAAAACUGUGUAUAUUCAUUUAGACGCCAAAUUCGGCUGUUUAAAGAAACGUUGGAUGUUAUUAUUUAGCCAAACCUUAAAAAAUGUACUCUAUUAGCCAGUAUUUGGGAACAAGCGGUAGCUACGAUAUUCUUUAGACCAUACAGUAUAUUAUUUCUUCCCAGAGAUUUAUUCAAAAGGCAGGAAAAGGUGUGGGCGAUAUAAAGGAAUGUUUCUGUCUAAAGAAACAACAGUUACAGUAUGUGGACAGGAAUACCCAAGCAGCGUAAUGAUUCAUCACUAAUGCUGUUUCAGGACAUUGUGUAAACUCGGAUAUAUUCAUCAAAAGGUGGACAUGAAAUCAUCCGGAGAUCAUAUUUCUUAGUCUGCCAAUAAACAUUUUACAUUUCUGUCCACCCCUCUGAAGGCCAAAAAGUAUG
This is a messenger RNA of Megalobrama amblycephala (Wuchang bream), 1906 nucleotides long. It is a transcript of the gene yjefn3, whose product is annotated as YjeF N-terminal domain containing 3. The transcript has 6 exons. The record is from RefSeq and is a predicted model, not a curated record. NCBI's taxonomy places the organism in Eukaryota, Metazoa, Chordata, Actinopteri, Cypriniformes, Xenocyprididae. The coding region runs from base 252 to 992 and encodes 246 amino acids. Gene Ontology annotation, cellular component: mitochondrion. Gene Ontology annotation, molecular function: NAD(P)HX epimerase activity.